AUGGCUCACUCAGCAGCCCCCGGCCUCCCGCUCCCCAGCACGGCCCUCCUGCAGGACUGGGGCUGCCGUGGACCCCCGGACCCCGAGGGCUACAGCAGCAGCUCACCCGCACCUUCGCCCGACUCCUGCGGCCUCUCGUCUCCCGCCGCUGCCCGGGGACCCUGCCGUGGUCCUGCCACCCCCCGCCUGCGGGGUGGCCCCGGGGGCAGGAAGGGGGUCCGGGGCCCGGGGCCGGGGGGCCCGCGGCAGAGCGCCAGCGAGCGGGAGAAGCUGCGGAUGCGGCGGCUGGCGCAGGCACUGCUGCGGCUACGGCACUACCUGCCGCCCGCGCUGGCCCCCGCGGGCCAGAGCCUCACCAAGAUCGAGACCCUGCGCCUUGCCAUCCGCUACAUCGCCCACCUCUCAGCCCUGCUGGGGCUCAGCGAGGAGGCGCUGGCCCGGCGGCGAGGGGCAUCCCCCCGGCACUGCCCCCUCUGCCCCCAGGGCCUGGGGUGCUGCCAAAGCCCGGACCCCUGCCUGCACCCACCAGCCCCAGCCCAGCAGGAUGCCUCACCCCCUGGCACUGUUGGCUGGGGGUCACCUCCCAUGGUGGGGACCCCCCUGGAGCUGCAUGGGGUUCCUGGCGUGGGGACGGGGGCCUGGGGGUCGCCCCCCUUCACCCCUGCAACAGGAACCCCCCUGGAGCUGCACGGGGCUGUCGCCUCCAACGUGUCCUCCUGGCUGUCCCCUCCUCACUGCACAGAGACAGGGGCCCCCCCGGACCUCGCUGGCGACCCCCUCCUGGACGCGGGGCUGAUGCUGCCGGAGUUCGUGGAUGCAGGGACAGUCACCCAGGAGCUCUCUGCAGACCUGCUCUCUCUCUUGGAGGCUCUGCUCCCACCGCAGCCCCAGGACUGA
Phalacrocorax carbo (great cormorant) is the source of this 897-nucleotide messenger RNA. NCBI's taxonomy places the organism in Eukaryota, Metazoa, Chordata, Aves, Suliformes, Phalacrocoracidae. The record is from RefSeq and is a predicted model, not a curated record.